CGCACUUGCCAUUAUAAACAGUGUGGGACUCGCUUCAGUGCUGCAAAUUGAGCAGUAUCAUUCCCAGUUCUUCACGCCACCAAAAACCAGAGAGUGAAGAUUUUUGAAAAGCAGAACAAUGAAGCUUGGUUUCUUUCUGUUUUCUCUGGUUCUCUACCAGAUGAUACUACAACCUGGGAUCUUCAAAGUAGAAGGUGAUGAUGAUGAUGAUGAGUUUGUGAGAGUAAGAGGGGUGCAGCUUCUGCUGAAUGGGAAACCCUUCUAUGCUAAUGGUUAUAAUGCUUAUUGGCUCAUGUACAUGGCCUCUGAUCCAUCUCAGAGAAACAAGGUUUCAUCUGCAUUUCAAGUAGCUGCAAACCAUGGACUCAGCAUAGCAAGAACAUGGGCUUUCAGUGAUGGUGGAGAUAACCCCCUUCAAUACUCUCCUGGAUCCUACAAUGAACACAUGUUCCUGGGACUAGACUUUGUAAUAUCAGAAGCCAGAAAGUAUGGGACCAAGUUGGUGUUGAGUUUGGUGAAUAACUAUGAUGACUUUGGAGGAAAGAAACAAUAUGUUGAGUGGGCAAAGAGUCAGGGCCAGUCCCUACAUUCUGAAGAUGAUUUCUUCACAAACUCUCUUGUUAAGGAAUUCUACAAAAACCAUAUCAAGAGUGUACUCACAAGGCGUAAUAACUUCACGGGAGUGGUUUACAAAGAUGAUCCAACCAUAAUGGCUUGGGAACUCAUGAAUGAAAUUAGAUGCCCUUCUGAUCAUUCAGGAAACACAGUUCAGGCUUGGAUUACUGAAAUGGCAACUUACUUGAAAUCCAUAGAUGGAAAUCAUUUACUUGAAGCUGGUCUGGAGGGCUUCUAUGGACUUUCAAAGAAUGAGUCUAAUCCAAAUUUCCAAGUUGGAACAGAUUUCAUUGCAAACAACCAAAUCCCUGCCAUUGAUUUUGCCACAGUUCAUUCAUACCCUGAUCAAUGGUUACCAGGAUCAAGCAAUGAAGAACAAACCUUAUUUUUGGUUCGAUGGCUGAAUGAUCACAUACAAGAUGCACAGAUUAUUAUUCAGAAGCCAGUUUUGUUUGGUGAGUUUGGAGUAUCAGUGAAAAACAUGAGCAGUGACUCAAUUACACUAAGGGAUCAAUUUUUCAACUUGGUCUAUUCUUCAAUCUAUUCAUCAGCAAGUGAUGGUGGUGCAGCAACUGGUGGCUUGUUUUGGCAUCUUUUAGCAGAAGGAAUGGAUUCUUUUAAAGAUGGCUAUGAAGUGCCCUUAGAUGAGAAUAGUUCAACUGCUACUUUGAUUGCUCAAGAGUCUCAGAAGCUCAACAGAAUCAGGAUGAAGAAAUCCUCCAUUGUUAAGAAGAAUAAAGCAAGGGAUGUUAGAAACUGAGAUAAGUCUUCAACACUUUGUAAAAUGAGUGUUCACUUUUUCUUUAUUCUAGUAAAAAAUUAUUUAAUUAUAA
Vigna unguiculata (cowpea) is the source of this 1448-nucleotide messenger RNA. RefSeq names its product mannan endo-1,4-beta-mannosidase 7-like. Gene Ontology annotation, biological process: polysaccharide catabolic process. NCBI's taxonomy places the organism in Eukaryota, Viridiplantae, Streptophyta, Magnoliopsida, Fabales, Fabaceae. Gene Ontology annotation, molecular function: mannan endo-1,4-beta-mannosidase activity. The record is from RefSeq and is a predicted model, not a curated record.